Messenger RNA from Podarcis muralis (Common wall lizard), 1668 nucleotides. RefSeq names its product nicolin-1-like. The record is from RefSeq and is a predicted model, not a curated record. Gene Ontology annotation, cellular component: nucleoplasm. NCBI's taxonomy places the organism in Eukaryota, Metazoa, Chordata, Lepidosauria, Squamata, Lacertidae.
UGAUAGGCGGGCGGGAAUUCCCCGCAACCUCCAAUAGCCUUUCCGGCCUACUCUCCCUUCCCGGACAAAGGACCGAACCACGGUCGUUUCCAUGGAGAUUUCGAACGCCUUCGCGUCACGUCCUCCUUUCCCAGAUCAGGGCUCGUUUGUGGACGAGAGUUUCGCGCGCUCCCAGAACGCUCCCCCCCCAACCCCCAGAGUGAAGGGGUUUUAAGGACGCAGCCCCCGCCCCCCCACACACACAAAGAGGCCACUGGGUGGGCAGGCGCGCCUGCUGCCGCCAUUUUGGCCGUGGAGGCGGCGAGACAGGAGGGAAGGAAGGAAGCGGGGCCGAGGCGGCUUUCGCAGGGGACAUGGCGCGCGAGGCUGCUCAGUGCACGGUCAGAAACGCGGUCGCCGCGCAGGUAGACGGGCAAAUGUGGUCCUGGCGAUCCGGUGCGUCAGUGAUCGACGUGCUGCUGCCUUGCCGCCGGCCCUUCUUCUUACAGGAAAUUGUGUUCAGGAAUUAUUACACAGCUUUCUUGACUGUGCGGAUGCAGCAACAAAACUUCACAAACAAGGGAAGGAAAAGCCGCUCCAGCUGGGUCACUUGCUUACGUAAUUAUUGCCUGAUGCCCAACCCACACACAGAGGAAGGCUCCCAGGAUUACUUCUGUCUCUCUAGGAAUCAGAUGCUUUGCAGUGUGGAUCGGGCGAUUGCCAUGCGGUUGAUUCUGCGCCAGCCUUCUCCAACAUGGCUGCGUUUCAGUAUUGAAGAGCUACAGCUCUGCCCUGGAGACCAAGAGAUCCCUAGCUGUGAUCCAUGGUUGCCAGGCCAACUCUCUCUCUUACCCACACUGGAUGGCAUCAGCAAAGAUUUGCAGUGGCAUCAGGAACAUCAAGCAGCUACAUCAGAGCACCCAGCAAUACCACUUUUAUGUAUUUGUGAUACUAGGAAAGACAAGAAAGCGGUUUGGAGAACUAGCAGAAAGGUUUCUCUGUCUGACUCCCACAUCCAUCACCCAAAGUCUGGCCAGGAAACCUUUGUUUGGAGUUCCCCAAUGCUAACCAAGAGUUUUCAGAAGUCCAGUAAAUGUGGGUGCUAGCGGAGAUACUUCAAACCAGCCAGCAGUGCAGAUCAGGCAUUUCAAUGUGGAUGGCUGUUAUUAUAGUAGCCUCUUCUCCUACACACAAGUUUUCCAAGCACUAGAACCUGGCACAUUUCUUAGGAAUAGCACUGUUGUAUGCAGAUUGGUGCAAAGAUGCUACUAGAAAAAGAUGAGGAAUCCACCCAUGUUGGUUUCCUUCCCCUUUUAGAGCUGCUAGAUGUAGCCUCAUCCAGUGGAUCUGGAGGACCUUGCCAUUUGAAAUGUUGUAUAAUUUAGUGCAAGAAAAGAAUGAGUUGUAUCUUAUGUUCCUUUCUGGGGUUUCAUCAGCUGAACUCUUUCUGACUACUCUUCUGGAUAUGCUUUUGCAGUUCCAUAAAGUCCCUUACUACAGCAGAGAAAUGCGUCCAGCUUCACAGAAUAGCUCAACAUUAGCUGAUUUAUCCCACGUCUUCCAUCCUUUAGUCACAUCCUUUGUUCUUUUCUCCUCCUAAUUUGAAAGCACUUUCUCUUGAUGCAGCCACAAAAGUAGAAAGGAAUGUUAAUGGUGUGAGUUGCUAAAUAAAUGCAUUUAUUAAGCUUG